This is a messenger RNA of Astyanax mexicanus (Mexican tetra), 5940 nucleotides long. RefSeq names its product phosphodiesterase 11a (gene pde11a). Bases 321 to 3101 code for a protein of 926 amino acids. The record is from RefSeq and is a predicted model, not a curated record. The transcript has 20 exons. Gene Ontology annotation, biological process: signal transduction. NCBI's taxonomy places the organism in Eukaryota, Metazoa, Chordata, Actinopteri, Characiformes, Acestrorhamphidae. Gene Ontology annotation, molecular function: 3',5'-cyclic-nucleotide phosphodiesterase activity; protein binding.
UCCUCCGCGGCCACGUCCAGCAGCGUCAGUGGCGGCGCCGCUGGGUUAGAAUGAAGCGGGAGCUCCGGUCCGGCUGUGCCCGUUCCUGUUCCUCUCCGCGCACACGUAACGGCAUCGAUCAGGAUGAAGCACGGCGGGGAGCCGCUGAGGUGGGGAGAGAAGAGCAGCUCGAGAGAAGAAGAGGUGGAGAGGGAUUUGGUGGCAGGUCAGAGCAGAACUGACUGACCCACACGGAUGCUGAAGUUGCAUGGAGGGGGUGGGCUGGGAUCAGGCUAGUUGAAGCUCGCCGGACUGCUGCUGCUGCUGCUGGAAGUUGAUGCAUGGUUUACGGCUGGCCGAGCGCUCCACAUUUCUCCCGUAGCUCUGAGCGCUGGAGACCCGUGAACAUGGCAGUGUCGAACAUGGUCUUCUCGGACGUGGAAAGUUUUCUGGACGACCACCCCGACCUGUUCGAGGACUACCUGAACAGGAAGGGAAAGUACAGCAUGGUGGAGAAGUGGCUCAAAAACCACCAGGCGAGCAAGCACGCGGCGGGAGGCGCGGAGGCGGACAAGCCGGGCGCGUGUAAGGACAGCUGGGCGAGCAAGAGCGACGGGCUCCAGAGGCGCGCGUCUCAGAAGGAGCUGCGCAAAACUUUUGCCCGCUCCAAAGCCGUGAACGCCAACAGGACGUACGACGAGCACGUCAACUCCAGGGCCCAGGAGCCGCUGACCAGCAUGCGGAGGCGCGCGCUGCUGCGCAAAGCCAGCUCGCUGCCCCCGACCACGGCGCACAUACUGUCCGCGCUGCUCGAGUCCCGGGUCAACAUCCCCCAGUACCCGUCCACCGCCGUGGACUUCAAGUAUUACCUCAAAGAGCACAACGAGCGCGAGUUCUUCCUCGAGCUGGUCAAAGACAUCUCCAACGACCUGGACCUGACCAGCCUCAGCUACAAGAUCCUGGUCUUCGUCUGCAUCAUGGUGGACGCAGACCGCUGCUCCCUCUUCUUGGUGGAGGGAACGGCCAACAAAAAGACCCUGGUUUCCAAAUUCUUCGACGUGCACGCGGGGACCACCGUGCUGCCCUCGCUCAGCAACUCGGAUGAGGUGCAGGUUCCGUGGGGGAAAGGGAUUAUAGGUUAUGUGGCCGAGCACGGAGAGACCGUCAACAUCCCGGACGCGUAUCAGGACCACCGCUUCAGUGAUGAAAUUGACAAGUUGACGGGCUAUAAGACCAAGUCUCUGCUGUGUAUGCCUAUCCGGAACAGCGAUGGAGAGAUCAUAGGAGUUGCACAGGCUAUCAACAAGAGUCCCGGCGGAGCACUUUUCACUGAAGAUGAUGAGAAGGUGUUGCAGAUGUACCUUCCUUUCUGUGGAAUUGCCAUUUCUAAUGCUCAGCUCUUCGCUGCGUCCAGAAAGGAAUAUGACCGGAGCAGGGCUCUGUUGGAGGUGGUGAAUGAUUUGUUCGAGGAACAGACGGAUCUGGAGAAGAUUGUGAGGAAAAUUAUGCAUCGUGCUCAGACCCUGCUGAAGUGUGAACGCUGCUCUGUACAACUGCUGGAGGACAUCGAGUCUCCGGUGGUGAAGUUCACCAAGUCCUUCGAGCUGCUGUCACCAAAGUGCAGUGCAGAUACAGAAAACAGUUUUAAGGACAGCAUGGAAAAGUCUUCCUACUCCGACUGGCUGAUUAACAACAGUAUAGCAGAACUGGUUGCCUCCACCGGCCUGCCGGUCAACAUCAGUGAUGCCUACCAGGACCCUCGCUUUGACGCUGAGGCAGAUCAGUUCUCUGGCUUCCAUAUCCGCUCAGUCCUGUGUGUGCCCAUUUGGAACAGCAACCAUCAAAUUAUUGGUGUGGCACAAGUACUGAACAGGUUGGAUGGGAAACCAUUUGAUGAUGCAGAUCAGAGACUGUUUGAGGCCUUUGUGAUAUUCUGUGGAUUGGGGAUCAAUAACACUAUAAUGUAUGAUCAGGUGAAGAAAUCUUGGGCGAAGCAGUCGGUCGCACUGGACGUGCUGUCGUACCAUGCCACCUGCUCCAAGACGGAGGUCGACAAGUUUAAGGCAGCUAAUAUCCCUCUGGUGUGUGAGUUGGGCAUUGAUAAACUGUCUUUUGACGACUUCUCUCUGGAUGUGGAUGCCAUGAUAACUGCUGCCCUGCGCAUGUUCAUGGAACUUGGCAUGUUGCAAAAAUUCAAGAUCGACUAUGAGACUCUGUGUAGGUGGCUGCUGACUGUGAGGAAGAACUACCGUAUGGUUCUGUACCAUAACUGGAGACACGCGUUCAACGUCUGCCAGUGCAUGUUCUCUUUGCUUACUACGGCAGGCUUCCAAGAGACCCUGUCAGAGUUGGAGAUUCUAGCGCUUAUAGUCGGCUGUGUGUGCCAUGAUCUGGACCACAGAGGAACCAACAAUGCCUUCCAAGCCAAGACGGGUUCUGCUCUAUCUCUGCUCUAUGGGACCUCAGCCACUCUGGAGCAUCACCACUUCAACCACGCUGUCAUGAUCCUGCAGAGUGAAGGUCACAACAUAUUCUCCAACCUCUCAUCCAGGGACUAUGGAGACCUGAUGCAGCUGCUGAAACAGUCCAUCCUGGCUACAGACCUCACACUCUACUUUGAAAAUAGAAACAGUUUCUUUGAGCUCGUCAAAAAAGGAGAGUACAACUGGAAUGUUAAAGAACACAGAGAUAUGUUCAGGUCAAUGUUGAUGACAGCAUGUGAUUUAGGAGCUGUGACCAAACCCUGGGACAUCUCCCGCAAGGUAGCAGAGCUGGUCACAAGUGAGUUUUUUGAGCAGGGUGACCGAGAGAGAUCCGAGCUAAAGCUGACUCCUUCCGCCAUUUUUGACCGGAACCGCAAGGAUGAGUUGCCAAGUUUACAGCUGGAAUGGAUUGAUGGUAUCUGUUCUCCACUGUAUGAGACUCUUGCCAAACUGAACCCUAAACUGCAGCCCAUGGUUGACGUGAUCCAGGCCAACCGCGCAAAGUGGGACGAGCUCCAUCAGAGGCGGCAGCGCAGCCAAGAACUGGUGAAUCCUGAUGUUGUCUGUGACGGUGACGGCUCGGGAGGCUGCAGCUGUUUGGGCUCUAGUGACAGUGACUCAUCAAAGCCUGCCAGUUAGCUCUCGUCACACUGCACCAGACCACCAGCUCUGCCCACUGACCUGUAACCCAACCGCAGCGCUGUGCAUGUGGGGGCAUUCUGGCUCUGCUGUGAGCUUCCAGCCUUUGGAGCAACAAGGGGGUUUUGACCCCACAGCGCCCCUUUCCAGGGUGCAUGAUUGAGCGAACGCCCUCUCUCGGCUGUGAGGGAGGAUUUCAGGCAGCUGUGACUGACCCUUUCUGUUUGGCUGCAGUGCGACUCCUGCACGUUUAGCUAGCACUGGUCUUCUCAACCUGGAGGAAUGAGAGGCUGAAAUAUGUUCUAGACUCAGGAAGAGACAGUGGCUUUAGAGCUAGGAUGCUGACAUUAAUGCUACAUUGUAUUAGCUGGCCUAUUGUGUUAGCUAGCUCUGGCAGGGAUGGCUAGGAUUGGGCAGCAUCACCACUGUUUAAAAAAAGUAUAUUCUUAUGGUGUCAUUUCAUAAUGUUGCUUUAAUGUUGAUUUUUUUUUUUCCAAGGGCGUGUGGGGGGUGGGGCUUUCCCUAUUUUUUAUUGUGUAUAUAUUUAAUUUAAAACACUGAGAUAAGAGAUUACUGCAUAGUACAGUUUUGCUGUAGGUUUUGGCUCUGUUUUUUCAGCUGGUGUACGGUAAUUAUUACUGGAUCUAGGGGUCGGGAGGGUUGGGGUUUGCUGAGCGUCAAGGCUCAUGGCAAUGCUUGCAAUGCAAAUAUAAUACACUGCUGCUCUUUGUGCCUUGGUUUAAACUUUCUUUAAUGAAAGAUGCAUGCAGUCCUCUUCCAGUUUCAUAAUUAUCUAGAAACUAUGUUGUAUAUCAUUAAGAGUUGUGCAGCCGGUAUGAUGUCUUAAACUCCCUCUGGAUUUGUGAUGUUGCUGUUUGUGCCUGUUUUGGCUCCAUUAAUUAACUCAGGCAUGGUGCGAAAGGGUCCAUGCAUUACCAUAGAACAUUUCCAUUCGCUCGCUCAUCUAUAUUCACACCUUACCUUAUUAGAUUCGAUCCGAACAUUAGUUAUGCUGCGUUGCAAACCGAGGUAUGGAAAUAUGGAACUACUGUGUGUAGGCUGAACUGCAACCACAUUACUGUUAAGAGUUUAGUCUGAUACAGAGAGUACAUGUGCCUUUGUGAAGAUCACAGAAACAGACUUUCUUAUAUUUUAUGUUAGAGUCAGUAUUAAGCUCUAUCCAGACGGGAUUAGAUUCUCAGAGGGAUGUCUGCGAAAAAUAUUUCACACUUCUUCUCAGUGAUAAAACAGGAGGACAAGUGAGUUUUUUGGCUUUCUUGGUCACAUGACAUCAUGUUCAGUAGCUCCUCCAUUUCCACCUGCUGUUGUGUUUACUUGGAUUUUCAUGGAAACGUGCACAAACUAAUUACGGUGCGUGGCUGUGGAAAAAAGAAAAUAAUGCCUGAUCCCAUCCGGAUAGGGCUAAAGAGAGAGAAAAAUCAGACUUAAGCCCUAUCCGGAGUGAAUUAGUUUCUGGAGUAAUUUUCUCUUUUAUGGGGAGGGUCCUCUGCGAGUUUAUUCCGAUCCGGAAUUACCAUGUAUGUGUUUUUCUCAGACAUCCUCUGAGAAAAUUACAGGCUGAUUUAUCUACUGUUUUUUACUGAACUCUGUGGUCGUGCACCUAAUAAAAUAGCUAUUUGUCCACUGCCACGCACCGUAAUUACACUUCCAUGGAGAUCCAAGUAAACACAACAGCGAGUGGAAAUGGAGAAGCUACUGAACACGAGGUCAUGUGACAGAGAAAGUCUAAAAACUAUUUUCAAUUUCAGUCCGGUUGCAGGAGUUUUAUCACUGAGUAGAAUUGUAAAAUAUUUUUCACAGACGCCUCCCUAAAAAACUAAUCCCGUCCAGAUAGGGCUUAUAACAGCCAUGUUAUUUUGUUCUUUCUUACAGACACCAUAAAAUAAGCAGCACUACAGACUGUGUGUGAACAUCUUGCUACUACUGCACUGAGCACCACCUCCACAUUCCCCAGCACACAGUUCAACUCAAAUUAAAGAAAAACAAGCCAAAGCUAAACGAGCCAGGCUAGCCAAGAAUAAGUACAUGCCAAAUAACUGAACCUGCACAGUUCAUCACCGCCUAGCUGCUUCUCUGCUGCCCUUCAUGCCCGCUGCCAUAUGGACACACACUCCCAUAAUCCACUCAGAGGUUACGCUGAUACUGAUGUGCAGGAAAUGUCAUUGCUACUAAGCAGCAGCUGUGUCCAAUCAAAUUUCAGACUGUUAUUUGCUACCCAAAACAGCCGUUAGGAGUUGAUCAGUGAGGUGAUCAAGGUCUUUUCCUGGUUUUGUAGAUUUUUUUUUUAAAUCAUACUCUGUUGUUAACAACUGGUGACAACCAAGAUGAUUAAAAAACAAGAAAUAUAACAAAUGUGGAACAAGUAUGCAUAAGUAUAUUCUUAUAUAUUCAAAUAAUUCCCUCAAUUUAACAGUCCUCCCACUCAGUUGUAUAAAUGGUUCCACUAGUUAAAUAAAUAACUUUCUCAAGUUAUUAACUUGUUCCCUUAAUUUAGCAAUUAAUUCCCUCAGUGUAAUAAAUUGCUCUCUUAAUUUUACAAUUCGUUUCCUCAAUUUAACAAUAUGUCCCCUUAGUUUAAUAAAUUAUUCAAUUUAAUAAGUAAUUCCCUCUUUUUUAUUAAAUGUUCCAUCAAUUAAAUAAUUUGUUCCCUCACUUUGAAGGAGUGCCUUAAGCCCUAUCCGGAAGGGAUCAGUUUCUAAGGGGGACGUCUGUGAAAAAAAUGUUUUACACUUCUACUCAGUGAUAAAACUCUUGCAUCUGGACAGCAAUUGAAAAAAAAACAGGAGGACCAGUGAGUUUUUUUUUUUUUUUUUUUUUU